Molecule: messenger RNA, 4519 nt
Organism: Micropterus salmoides (largemouth bass)
Lineage: Eukaryota; Metazoa; Chordata; Actinopteri; Centrarchiformes; Centrarchidae
Product: metal regulatory transcription factor 1-like
Exons: 9
Biological process (GO): positive regulation of transcription by RNA polymerase II; central nervous system development
Cellular component (GO): nucleus
Molecular function (GO): RNA polymerase II cis-regulatory region sequence-specific DNA binding; DNA-binding transcription activator activity, RNA polymerase II-specific
Source: RefSeq, a predicted model, not a curated record
AACACACUCGAUUGUCUCUGCAGACUGAAAGCACACCAGAGACUCCACACAGGCAAGACAUUCAACUGUGAAUCCGAGGGAUGCACGAAGUACUUUACCACACUCAGCGACCUAAGGAAGCACAUUCGCACACACACUGGGGAAAAGCCAUUCCGGUGUGACCAUGAUGGCUGUGGCAAAGCCUUUGCUGCAAGUCAUCACCUAAAAACACAUGUACGGACACACACAGGGGAGAAGCCAUUCAACUGUCCCAGUGAUGGCUGUGAGAAGACUUUUAGCAGCCAGUACAGUCUGAAGAGUCACAUCCGGGGCCACGACAAAGGACAGCCCUUCAGCGUCACCCUCACCCAUCCGCUCUCCGAAGAUGCAAAUCACUCGCUGUGCCUCAGUGAUUUGAGCCUCAUCUCUACAGAUUCAGAGCUUCGAGAGAACAUGCAUAACGCUCAAAAUUUGGACCUCAGCAACGUGACCCCUGUGAAAAUCUUUGAGCUUAUGUUCCAGAGUCCUGAAAAUAGUGUCAGCCAAGAUGAUGCCCAUCCCAACGAGAGCCUUGCUGAACCCUUCAGCCUAGAGACCUCUGCCCACCCAGUAGUGACUGAUGGCUCGUCUCUCAUCUCAUUCUCUCUCAAUCCUACCUCCUCUUCUUCCUGUUGCCACACAACUGCAGUCAUGGAGGCUCCUUCCCAGCUCAGUCAGACCUCUCCCUCUCUGGCCUCCACCCCUGCCUCUGCAACCACUACUAUCAGCUCCACACAGCCUACUCCUUUCACGCAACUAGCCGGGCCUCAGCAGAUCUCUGAUGUUCCUGCCCAGGCUUCUGUCCAAGCUCCAAGCAACGUCACCCCCCAGCACUACGUGGCACUGCCACCCACAUUCCUGCAGCCUGAUAGUGCCACACAGACCACUCCUCUACCACCACCCAUCACCGCUCCUCCUCCAGUGGCUCCAGAACAGACCACCACAGCUCCAGGCCCUGCUGCUGUGUCUGUUGUUGCGGCCUCCACAACAGACGCUUUGGCAGCUGUGGCUCAACCUGUGCCUUUGGCUAACAACCCUGUCCCUAACUCUGGCACUGGUUUGCCUGCCACUCCUGCCACCAUCACCAUAGCUCCCACCCAGAACCUGUUGCAGCCCAGCUUGGUCAUGUCUGACCAAAACCUCCAGUGGAUCCUCAGCAGUGCUGCCAAUAGCCAGCAGAACCCAGAGCAAGCACCACAUCAAGGAGCUCCAAAAGUGGAAAAGGUUUUCUUCACUACAGCCAUACCAGUGGGAGGAAAUGCUGGCAGCUCAGUCCAACAGAUCGGCCUCAGCCUGCCAGUCAUCAUCAUCAAACAGGAGGAAUCCUGCCAGUGCCAGUGUGCUUGCAGGGACUCUGCUAAAGAUAAGAGUUCAAAGAGUGCCUCCUCCAUUGUUUCAGCCCCAGCACCGCCUCAACCAUCAGAGCCGCCUCCUCCCCCACCGCUACAACCCCCAGAGCCUCUUCACCAUCCAGCCACCUCAUCUUCCUCGUGCUGCCUUCCCGAGUCUUCCUCCAAGAGCCCUGAGACUGCUGCCAACAUUGAGGCUCUGCUGCUGGUCGCUGAAGACUUCAACAUGGCCACUGAUGGCAAUACUUAGAGCUGACUUCUGAGUCUGCCACCAUGUGUUGGUUGCACCCACUCAGCCACAGGCAUCAAUUCCACAGGCAUCAUUUCCACCCACAUCGCGAGUUAUUCUCCACAGUGACACCUCUUCUUUCUCUCUAUAUAGUGUGUGCAUCGAACCCCCUGUACCUGCAGUGCGUUAUGUUCUGUAUGGCAUUGCGCAACAUAUAUACAUGAACUAUGAAUAAUUUCUGUUGAGACUUUAGAAACAAGAUUAGUUUGCUUUGGAGAUUUAGCAACUUUAAUGCAGGGAAAAGGCAGCAAAUCCUUUGUUAUAAACAUAAUCAAAUGUACAUGAUAUCCCUCAAUAUCAACUCGAAUUGGUUGAAUGAAAAAUGAGUGUUGUCCAUGCACUGAUGAGUUCCAUUUUCCUGGCUUGAAGAUCACACCAGAGCAGGAAACCAAAACUUGUCUGUAUAUCUUUGUACUGUACUACAGGUCCGAACAAAUCCUUAAAGCUGGUAUGCAACUGACCAGAAUGCACUGUAUAUUAGAGGAAUUUACUAUAAUUUUAUCAAGCAUUGCUCCCGGUAGGAAUUUGAGGGUUGGCCACAUAGCCCCUCAUUGCUGUCAUACAGUAUGACAUGAUUUCCUCAGUACUUUUGUUUCCUAGGAAGACUAGUAUAGUCCAGAAAAUGUGAUUAUUCUUUUCUACUUCUUUUGACAGUUUACUAAUUGAGAAAAAGAACCUGUGACCAGAUCUGCCUGAAAUUAAGUCAAUACAUCAAUAAGUUGCCUAUAACUUAACUAAUUUAAAUUUGUACAUGUUAAUUUAUUUAAAUGCUUGAUUCUUUCAUUAUACUGGUAAUAUUUUCAAGAUAGAAGAGAAAUAUAUUAAUUUAUUCCAAUCACUUGUUGUAUUUUUAAGUUGAGCUGUUUUUAUGUUACUGAAUUGCUUUUUUUUUUUUUUUUUAAGAACGUAAUGGGUAUUGUUUAAAGCAAGUUUGAGAAAGAGACACCAAUAGUUAUAGACUGCACAGAAGCAAAUUUUCCUCUAGGAUCUGCUUGCCACAAUGAAAAAGUAAGGAACUACUGUCAACAUCCCAUAUUUCAUAGGGUUGUGACCCUCUCAGGGAUGCAUCAAGUCAACUGGUUCUGGAUACUGGGUUCUGGUUCCCUUAAUGUGUUACUCGGACAGUUUUUACCAGAUGCCCCACACUUGCAGUAGCCCUACAUUUCGCUGCACUCUUCCCUGUUAAUUGCACACUAAGUUGUAAAGUGAGUAAUCUGACAGCUAAUGUUAGCUGAGGUGCAGCACCACUACAGAUUUUUGUAUACAACUGCUGUAAAGUAGCAUUUAAAAGACUAUGUCCUGGUGACAGUGUAAAUACAGUACACCUUAGUGUAAACAUCUUUGAGAAACGUGUAGAUUAUUCUAGAAUUUGUAUUUUUGUAUAGACUUUUGAAUUACUAACUCUCAGAGUUUGGAGCGAAAGUAUACCCUCUAUCCUUGCAUUCUUCCCCCAGUCACAUUUAUGCAGAAGUUUUUGCUGUGUUUAGUUGAAUAAUUAUACUAGCAGCUGGGCUUUUGUACAGUCCCCAUAAUAACAAUAUAUGUACUUCAUAGCCACCUGCUCAGAGUAUGAUCCAACAGUAUUGUUUCACAUGGGACACAAUGCAAUGAUGAUAGAUCGAAGGCAUAUGCCCUGUAUCUUAAGAGUGUAGAGCCACAUGGCCUUACAACAGAACUGUUUUGAGCCUCCUUACCUUGACAGUCUCUGCUUCAGACUUGCCAUUGACAUGCCAAUCCUCUUCAUUGAGUCUCAGGCAAUCACAGCAGUGGAUUGCAAUACAGCAAAAGCCUUGAGACAAAGCUUAUGGUUUUCCUAGAGUCUAUCGUUUUCCAGUAGAAAGUCAUUAAUGCAGCAUUGCUAAAAAUAUAAUCUGCCACAUAACAGAUGCAGGUGAUGUGAUUCUGCAUUUUAGGUCCAGGCUGUAGGAUCUAACCAAACUGACAUGCAUGUCGCAUAAAUUGUGUCUUGAUUUUUUUAUUUUGUUUCCUUCUGCCAUAUUUUCAGUGGAGCUUUCCUUCAAAGGUGGUUAAGAUGUUGUGAAAGGCUCCAGUUACACAUUUUGUGCUCAACCAUUCCAUAUAUGCAGUAUUAGGUAAGAGAGUCUGUUUGGCUCCAUUGGAUUACAAAAUGUUAACUUACCAUUUCCCUGUUAAGGCACUCUGAAAUUACUGCCAGGAGUCAAGCUCAUACAUCAAAUAUAUAUUCUCAUACAUGCAUACUGUCAUUAAACAACUAUGCAAAUUGAAGUGUGGCAUUUAAAUAGUGAUUCCAAGACAAGAUUUGUUCCUCCCUCCAUGAAAGGAUAUUCUGCUACAACCUUAUGUGCUGAACUCCAGAGUCAAAAGCUGCCUUUUCAAUCCAUAUGUUACGCAUGUUUCCUGAACUCCAGCAUAGAGCAUUUUGUUUUCCACAUUUGGAGUGGUGUGAAUCUGGACUUUGCAGCGUGCCCAUCCAAGUACUGUUCCCAUGAAUGUUGACCACAUCCUUUACAUGCCGUUUAAAACCAACUGGAUUUGUUUUGAGUACUGAAAGAAUGACUGAUUCUGUUUUAAGAAUUAUUUUUGGUCAAAUGUAUGGAUUGUUUUCUCUUUUAAUGCAUAAACAUGUUUCAUUGGGGCUUGCUUUGUAAUCAUCUCAGCCUUUCACAUUUAUAUUUGACAUGUGGAUAAUCUGGCUCAUCUUCACCAAUGAAAGUCAAACUUAAAGCUGCUGCCGUGUUUUAAUCAGCAAGCAGAGUGAAUGAUGGUGACAUUGUUUUGGAAGCACAUGGUUUGAUCAAAUGUAUAGCCAGUGUGAUUUUUGGAAACUGAGUAUUUCUGCCAGCACCAACAUUUUCCCCUCCCCCAAUGGGCAGCAAUAUUU